Molecule: messenger RNA, 482 nt
Organism: Rhizophagus irregularis DAOM 181602=DAOM 197198
Lineage: Eukaryota; Fungi; Glomeromycota; Glomeromycetes; Glomerales; Glomeraceae
Biological process (GO): adult locomotory behavior; modulation of chemical synaptic transmission; circadian behavior
Cellular component (GO): cytoplasm
Molecular function (GO): protein binding
Source: RefSeq, a predicted model, not a curated record
UUUUAGUUUAUUUUACUAUUCAAGAAAAAAUAAUGGCAACCCAAUUUUUUUCGCAAUUAUCGCAAAAUUUUACUGAAAUUUUAGACGAUGAUGAAUAUUAUGAUGUUACAAUUGAAGUUGGACAAGAUCCUAAAGUGAAAAUAUUUCGGUCACAUAUGGUUAUUUUAAAUUAUCGUUCAGCUUAUUUUCGUAAAAAUUUAUUUAAAAAUAAAAAGAAUUCCGAUGGUGUCUUGACUCAUAUAAAAUUACCAAAUAUUUUUCCCGAUAUUUUUCAAAUUAUUUUAAAAUAUAUGUAUGGUGGAAUCCUCUCCUUUGAUGAAAUUGAACUUUCAGAUAUUAUCCAUUUGUUGGUUGCAGCAGAAAACUUAAAAUUGCAAGAAAUAGUUAAUUAUCUACAAUUAUAUUUAAUUGAAAAUAAAUCAUCAUGGAUGGAAGAAAAUUUUACUUUCAUUCAUAAUACAAGUUUUCAACAUGAUUCUUUU